UCCUUCACCCCCACACCAAACCAAGCUAUGGCUUCCUGUAUUUCUGUUUCAAGUAGCAUCCCUUUAGCUGCCUCCUCUUUCUUGCCUUCCUUCCCGAAAACUAACCGAGUUUCCAGAAUUAAAAAGCCAAACCGUCUCGAUAUCCCGAUUGUUUCUUGCAAAUCAGGCAAGAAUGAUCACGAACAAAACCCUGCCACCAGAAGAGAUCUGCUCAUUGGUCUCGGUGGACUCUAUGGAGCAACUAGACUUAGUGAUCCAUUUGCCUAUGCUAACCCCAUUGCACCCCCAGACUUAACCCAAUGUGAGCUCGUUACCCUGCCAUCCGAAAGUAAUCCCACGAACUGUUGCCCUCAAACUUCCACAAAGAUCAAAAACUUCGAAUUCCCUUCUGCGUCCUCCCCAAUGCGCAUUAGGCCUGCUGCUCAUUUAGUUGAUAAAGCCUACGUAGCUAAAUACGCCAAAGCCAUUGCACUGAUGAAAAGUCUUCCUGACGAUGAUCCACGUAGCUUCAAGAACCAAGCUAACGUUCAUUGUGCUUAUUGUGAUGGUGCUUAUCACCAAGCAGGCUUUCCUGAUUUAGACCUUCAAAUUCACUUCUCGUGGCUCUUCUUUCCAUGGCAUAGAGCCUAUUUAUACUACUUCGAAAGAAUCUUGGGUAAACUGAUUGAUGAUCCAACUUUCGCUUUGCCUUUCUGGAAUUGGGAUGCCCCUGCCGGCAUGCAAAUGCCAGCCAUUUUUACUGACCCCCAAUCACCACUUUAUGACCCCCUUCGCGACGCGAAUCACCAACCUCCGACACUACUUGAUCUUAAUUACGCCAAAGGAGAUGCGAAUCCAGACCCUGCAAAAGCAGAGGAAUUGUAUGCAAGCAAUCUUAACGUAAUGUACAGGCAAAUGGUGUCCGGUGCCACGAAGCCUACUCUCUUUUUUGGAAAACCAUAUCGUGCUGGUGAUGAUCCAAGUCCUGGAAUGGGUACAAUUGAGACCACCCCACACACUGAGAUUCACAUCUGGACCGGCGACCCCAAUCAAACUAAAGGGGAAAAUAUGGGCAAUUUCUACUCUGCAGGGAGAGAUCCUAUAUUUUACUGUCAUCACUCGAACGUCGACCGAAUGUGGGACUUGUGGAAGAAAAUACCUGGAGGCAAGCGAAAGGAUAUCGAGGAUCCUGAUUGGCUUAAUUCAGAGUUUCUUUUCUGGAAUGAGAAUAAAGAGCUGGUUCGAGUAAAGGUUAAAGAUACUCUUGACACCAAGAAGCUAAGAUAUGGCUUUCAAGAUGUUCCUAUUCCUUGGCUGAAAACUAGACCAACACCAAAAUUAACAAGGCAGGAAAAAUUACGUCGUGCAGCUAAAAAAAGCGUUGUAUUAACACCAAUUAGUGCAUUCCCUGUUGUCUUGGAUAAAGUCAUAAGUGUGGAGGUUUCCAGGCCAAAGAAAUCAAGAAGCGCAACGGAGAAAGAAGAUGAAGCUGAAGUUCUAGUUAUUGAAGGGAUUGAGUAUGAAGAAAAUCAAUUAAUUAAGUUCGAUGUCCUCGUCAACGAUGAACCUGAUUCACCUGGUGGACCGGACAAGUCCGAGUUUGCGGGAAGUUUCGUCAAUGUGCCUCACAAGCAUGCAAAAAAAUCAAAGACAAAUCUGGUAUUGGGGAUUACAGGAUUGUUGGAAGAUCUGGAAGCUGAAGGAGAUGAUACCCUUGUGGUGACUUUAGUGCCUCGGACUGGUGGUGAUUUUGUUACCGUUGCUAAUGUCAAGAUUGAGUUUGUUGCUGACUGAUCAUGGUGAUGAGAGGACAUAUGCUUACCAUUUUCUUUUCUGUUCUAUUUUUCCCCGUUUGCCUUCACUUGUUUUUCUCUUUCUAUGUUAGUAUUCAGUGAGUUUUCUCCUUUUUCUUUCAAGAUGCUCAUCUAAUGGACCGUAUUUCAAUUUAGAUACUACAAUGGUUUCUUA
This is a messenger RNA of Populus euphratica (Euphrates poplar), 1947 nucleotides long. RefSeq names its product polyphenol oxidase, chloroplastic-like. Gene Ontology annotation, molecular function: catechol oxidase activity. Bases 28 to 1773 code for a protein of 581 amino acids. Gene Ontology annotation, biological process: pigment biosynthetic process. Lineage: Eukaryota; Viridiplantae; Streptophyta; Magnoliopsida; Malpighiales; Salicaceae. The record is from RefSeq and is a predicted model, not a curated record. The transcript has a single exon.